AUGAUUGGAAAGAUCAUCUUCAUGGGAUGGUCUUGUGGACCUGAAGUUCUAGAAAGGAAAGAAAGUUUUGGUAUUAUUUUUGACAGAAAGAGUUAUCUCUUCAAUUUUGCAACUGCUGCUACAAAAAAGAUAUCUGAAUCGGUUGCCGAAACUGCACAAACUAUAAAGAAGUCUGUAGAAGAAGGCAAAAUUGAUACUAUCAUUGAUAAGACAAUUAUUGGAGACUUUCAGAAGGAACAAGAUAAAUUUGUUCAAGAAAAGCACACAAAAAAGUCAGAAGCAGCAGUGCCUCCUUGGGUAGAUAGCAAUGAAGAAGAAACCAUUCAACAACAAAUCUUGGCCUUAUCAGCAGACAAGAGAAAUUUUCUGCGUGACCCCCCAGCAGGUGUUCAGUUUAACUUUGACUUUGACCAGAUGUAUCCUGUCGCUAUGGUAAUGUUACAGGAAGAUGUCCUUCUGAACAGGAUGAGAUUUGAUCUCGUCCCUAAACAUGUAAAAGAGGAGGUGUUUUGGAGAAAUUAUUUCUACCGGGUCUCCCUAAUUAAACAGUCGGCACAGCUCACUGCUUUGGCUGCUCAACAACAAGUUGUAGGAAAGGAGGAGAACACGAGCAGGAAAGAGGAUAUUCAGCUGACAGAAACAGUACGGCCUAAAACACCACCUGUUGCAAUCAAAUCUCAGCUAAAACCUCAAGAGGAUGAAGAAGAGAUUUCCACUAGUCCAGGUGUAUCAGAAUUUGUUAGUGAUGCUUUUGAUGCAUGUAACCUGAACCAGGAAGACCUAAGGAAGGAAAUGGAACAAUUAGUGCUUGACAAAAAGGAAAAGGAGACUUCCAAAGUAGAAGAAGAAGUUGCUGAUUGGGAAAAGGAAUUACAGCAAGAACUUCAAGAGUAUGAAGUGGUGACAGAAUCAGAAAAACGGGAUGAUAACUGGGACAAAGAAAUAGAGGAAAUGCUGCAAGAAGAAAAUUAACCAUUUUCCACUACGCCCUAUAAACAUUUUCUGAAAACUGACAUGAGUUUCUGCUUUCAUACUCACUUCAAAAAUAUCUUCAAGAGACACAAACUUAAAAUAAUUUCAUAUAGGGAUACAGCUAGUAUUGCUCUUCUUUGUAUGAGCAAUUUAUGAACAUGAUCACUCUUCUUAAAAUAUGACUGCAGACGAUACAUAAUAAUCAAAAGUGAUAACAUUGUCAUAUGAAAUUACUGGUAUUUUAAUAUGUUUUAGUUUCAGUUUUUCGUUAGAGAGCCGAGAAAUGUUAAGAUAUUUGUAAAUCUAGUUUACAGUCUUCUGUGCUAAGGUAAAAGUGGAAGUAAUUAUUUCAUCAUGUUUGCUUUUUAAUUUCUGUAUAUUUAUCGGUGUACCAUUUAUUAAGUUACUUGUAACUAUUUGCUUUCCUUUUAUACUUUACUUCUUAAGACCAUAUGGCACCAAAGAAUUCAUGGGAAAUAUUAUGAGAAUAACUUCUUGAUACUAGUUUGUUUUUUAAAAAUAUAUAUUUACUAAUCCAGACUCCAAAAGAAGCAUUGAUUUGUACUAAUAGAGUAUACAUGACUUAAUAUUAAAUGGUUAAAUAUGAAGAUAGUUCUUACUUUCCUUUGAUCCAUGUGGUUUCAUGUAAGGUAUCUCCUUUCCCCACAUGCAGAAAUGGUUUAAUGGUGCAUUUAAGUCUUUUGUCUUCAAUAGAUAACUAAAUUUCAUGUCACUGACAGAAUUGCAAAGAAUUUAAGAGGAAGAAGUUGAUUCUGUUCUCUGGAUGAGAGCAAAUUAAAUAAUGUAUACUUAUUCACUUUAUUUUAAGUGCUGAACUUAGAGGACAUGUGUUGUCUUGGUUUAAGCAUCUUUAUUAAAUAUUGUAGAUAUUUAUUAACAUUUACUGUUUUAUGGCUUGAGUAUUGGAAUAUGAUUGACCAUGGUUCUAUAGCUCAAACCUUUUACAGGUUUCAAAAAUAUACUUUUCUUUCAGGGGGUCCUAAUCAUUAAAUGCAAUCAAAAA
Pelodiscus sinensis (Chinese soft-shelled turtle) is the source of this 1996-nucleotide messenger RNA. The record is from RefSeq and is a predicted model, not a curated record. Lineage: Eukaryota; Metazoa; Chordata; Testudines; Trionychidae.